AUGGACGCCCAUAACCUUCCCACUUUUGAGGAGCGCCGUGAACGGCUUGAAGACAUAUUCGACUUCCUUGGAGACACCGAACCUGAGAGCGUGUCUCCUAGACUGCGCGAACCUCUCCUAGCACUGCAGCGUCGCGCUGUUGCAUGCCGGGCCCCGUACGAUGCAGACAUCGAAGAAGAGCUCGCAGUGUGGCAGGACUUUCUCGAAGUCCAGGCGGACAUCCACAGGUUCAUGGGCUACCGCCGCUUCCUCUGGAGACUGAGAGAAGCGGAUGCAAAGAACUUCCUCGCCACUUAUCUCUCAGGUCGAUCCUGGGCUCGAGAGUGGUUGCCGAACGGAGGUGUUCCUCACAACGCCUGCGAGCAAUGCACUAAUUGGCUUCCUAGCCGCCAGCAACAAUGUGAAUGCCAGUUCAUCUGCCAACCUCUGUGGUGGAUUCUUGAGGAUUACCAUCAUGAGCGAGAUCAAUUCAACGUGUGGCUUAGGAACGCCACGAUAGCGAUGGGUGUAGCAGAUGAACCUCAACCUCCUUCCCCCGUCGACGACUUCUUCGCGAGGGUCGCCACCUACAGCCUGGAACACGACGCCCCUGAAGAGUCAUGGAGUGUCAGAAACAUUUACGAAGUCUUGUUACAGACGUAUAGCCAUGCAAGGGGCGGGCAGGUCACUUGUCGCGACUUCCUCCAGAUGGGGUUGGACUAUACGCUGAACAGGAUCAACUGGGACCAAUUGUCCGUUCUCAAUCGCGUUCGCGGCAUUCUCAGCGACACCGAGGCCCAUGAGCUCGUGGAGGCGAUACAUUACGAUGGUCUGAUGUACUACGUCUCGUCUUUCCAUCUCGACGUCGACGGCACGUAUGUCGAUCAGCAGCCCCGCCAAUGGGUCGUCAAUUACCUAAAAGAGAAUCCUGUGCCACGGGAUAUCUACAACGGCAUCCCAUUUGGUCGGAUUCUGACCCCUAGUUACCUCUGGAAUGAAUAUUUCAUCGACGACGAUGGGAACGUCGCGGUCUUCUGCCAAUUCCAGGAGACUGGUGAUGAGUGGGUCAAGUAUUGGCUGGGCACUGGUAGGCCUCUUGACCGGGAAAAUGGUGUAGCUCCACGAGAAGAUCUUGCUAUCGUGUAUGAGGAUCAACCGGCUGCGGAGAGCAAAAGUGAAAGUGGGAAUGAGGAGGUGGAGGAUAGAUGGGCUGCGGAUGACAUCUAUGAUGAGAUGUUGGAUGAACGGCCGGGGAUGUGA
Messenger RNA from Colletotrichum scovillei, 1239 nucleotides. RefSeq lists its product as uncharacterized. The record is from RefSeq and is a predicted model, not a curated record. NCBI's taxonomy places the organism in Eukaryota, Fungi, Ascomycota, Sordariomycetes, Glomerellales, Glomerellaceae. The transcript has 2 exons. The coding region runs from base 1 to 1239 and encodes 412 amino acids.